AUGCCUAACAGACAGGGCCAAGGAAUAAGCCUCUCCAAAUUAUUGAGUGCCGUUCUUGGUGUUAUCUUUCUGGCGCUUGUAGCUUUGGGCUACUUAUUCAUACGCAGAAGAGUAAAAAAGAUGACGCACAAUGCCCAACCACAACAAAACAGUAUUAACAUCACCAUCGAGGCCUUGCAAUUUGACUUGGCAACUAUCCAGAUUGCGACAAAUAAAUUUUCUAGCGAAAAUAAGUUAGGCCAAGGCGGUUUUGGUGAAGUUUUCAAGGGAACACUUGAUAAUGGACAAGAAAUUGCUGUGAAGAGGUUGUCAAAAUGCUCUGGACAAGGAGUACAAGAGUUUGUGAAUGAGGUUGUAAUGGUAGCAAAGCUUCAACAUAGGAAUCUCGUAAAGCUUCUAGGGUUUUGCUUGCAAGGAGAAGAAACACUACUUGUCUAUGAAUACAUGCCCAACAAAAGUCUUGAUUAUUUUCUAUUUGAUCCAAUGAAACGACAACAAUUGGAUUGGUUGAGACGUUGCAUGAUCAUUGGAGGAAUUGCUCGAGGAAUUCUAUAUCUCCAUGAAGAUUCCAGGCUUAGAGUUAUACAUCGCGAUUUGAAAGCUAGCAAUAUUUUGUUAGAUGGCAAUAUGAAUCCAAAAGUAUCAGAUUUUGGGAUGGCAAAAAUGUUUGGAGUGGAUGAUCAAACUCAAGGAAACACAAGAAGAAUUGUAGGCACUUAUGGUUACAUGGCUCCGGAAUAUGCUAUGGAAGGAUUGUAUUCCAUAAAAUCUGAUGUCUUCAGCUUCGGAAUACUCUUGCUUGAAAUUGUAACUGGACGAAGAAACUUUUUAGGGUUUCAUCUUGAAAAUUCUGCACCUACUCUUCUAGCAUAUGCUUGGCAAUUAUGGAAUGAAGGGAAGGGCACGGAGCUGAUGGAUCCAUUGUUGAAAGCUUCAUGCAGUCCAGAUGACUUUCGGAGAUACAUCCAAAUUGGGUUAUUGUGUUGUCAAGAAGACGCAAACAAUAGGCCAACCAUGUCGUCGGUUGUUGAAAUGUUGAAAACUGAAACUAUCAAGCUUUCGAAACCUGAACGAGCUGCCUUCUUAUUUACAGGAACUAAUCACCAUGAUCAAAUAAGUGCUCAAAGCAGUUCUGCAAAUGGUUUGACAAUUUCUGAUGAUGGACCACGUUGA
Molecule: messenger RNA, 1173 nt
Organism: Rosa chinensis
Lineage: Eukaryota; Viridiplantae; Streptophyta; Magnoliopsida; Rosales; Rosaceae
Product: cysteine-rich receptor-like protein kinase 10
Exons: 6
Coding region: 1-1173 (390 amino acids)
Biological process (GO): protein phosphorylation
Molecular function (GO): protein kinase activity; ATP binding
Source: RefSeq, a predicted model, not a curated record